UGGCCAACUGUACGUUCAUUGUUUCUUUGUUUUGUGCGUAUUUUGUGACUCAGCGCCGAAUCGUGAUAAAUUGUUAAUAUUGAAACAAAAUUUAGUGUGUCACACAACUCUCAAGUAUCAACAUGUCCCUCGUUACGGAUGCUGAGUGGGUGGAAUACAAGUCCAAGUUUGGCAAGAGCUACGAAUCUGAUGAGGAUCCAAAACGCCGUGAAUUAUAUGCCCAAUCCAAAGCCAGAAUCGAGGAGCAUAAUCUUAAAUUCGAAAAGGGCGAAGUAACUUAUAAAAUGGGAAUAAACCAUUUGGCGGACCGCACCCCAGAGGAAAUGGGAAAUCUCUGUGGCAGUCGGCAACCACCAAAGUAAUUCCAUGAACCCCUAGUGAAAGUGCAUUUCUGUGGCUGUAAUCUCAAUAUGUAAUUCUAUAAAUAAGAGCAUUUUGGCUUCAAUGUUUUUUUACCCCUCCCCCAAAUAAACAAUAAAUCAGCUGUUUCAUAUAUUAACGGGA
Messenger RNA from Drosophila serrata, 504 nucleotides. RefSeq names its product crammer (gene cer). The record is from RefSeq and is a predicted model, not a curated record. Lineage: Eukaryota; Metazoa; Arthropoda; Insecta; Diptera; Drosophilidae.